CGCAUGUACUCAGCGGGUCGACCCUGCGAGUGUUCCCGCGUCUUUUAUCCAUUAUUUCUGGUUUGUUUUCCGGGUGUUGAAUUCCUCGAAGCUUGUGGUUAAAGUGAUUGGCAGGCCUCGUCGCACUGACAGUCUCCACAGCUUCCCCUCGGUGUCUCUGCGUUUUCCUGCUCGUUCCACGGCUUUUUUGCCCUCCGUUCCAGCACCUUUCUGCUCCCUUUUCUCUCCCUUUUCGUUGUCACCAUGGCGGGUCCCAAGGGAAAGUCUGACAAGCGCAAGACGUACUUCUCGCGUCUGUUCGCGCUCCUCGAGAAGUACCCGCGCGUCCUCGUCGUCGAGGCAGACCACGUCGGCAGCAAGCAGAUGGCCGACAUCCGUCUGGCUCUGCGCGGCAAGGCCGUGGUGCUCAUGGGGAAGAACACGAUGAUUCGAACUGCGCUCAAGCAGAAGAUGAGCGAGAUGCCGCAGCUGGAAAAGCUCCUGCCUCUCGUCCGGCUGAACGUCGGCUUCAUCUUCUGCAUCGAAGACCCCGCAGAAGUCCGCAGAAUCGUCGCGGAAAACAAGGUCCCGGCCCCCGCACGCCAGGGUGUCUUCGCGCCUAUCGACGUCUUCAUCCCCGCGGGUCCGACGGGCAUGGACCCUGGCAGCACCUCCUUCUUCCAGGCGCUCGGCAUCGCCACCAAGAUCGUCAAGGGUCAAAUCGAAAUCCAGAACGAGGUCCACCUCAUCAAGGAGGGCGACAAAGUCACCGCCAGUGCCGCCACGCUCCUUCAGAAGCUCAACAUCAAACCGUUUGAAUACGGUCUCGCCAUCCAGCAUGUCUACGAUGACGGUUCGGUCUACAAGGCCUCUGUACUGGACAUCACGGACGAGGUGAUCCUGGAGAAGUUCAGAGCCGGCACGAUGAACGUGGCUGCUUUGUCGCGGGAGGUGGGUUUCCCGACGACGGCGUCUGCGCCUCACAGCAUCUUGGAGGCCUUCAAGUUCUGCACGUCUCUCGUCCUGGAGUCGGACUACUCCUUCCCGCAGAUGCAGAGAAUCAAGGACAUCCUGGAAAAUCCCGAGGCGUUCGCCGCAGUCGCCGCCGCUGCCGCCCCCGCCGCAGGCGCUGCCGCUGCCGCCGAGGCUCCCAAGGAGGAGGAGCCGGAGGAGGAAGAAGACGACAUGGGUUUCUCUCUCUUCGACUAGAAGAGUGCGGAGAAGAAAGACGACGAUGGCUUCGCGGUCUUCGAGGAAACGGAGGAGGAGUGCGGUGUCUUCUCUUCUGUGGAGAGCGCAGAGGAGACAGCACGCGCAAAAGUGGGAAUCUGCGGAAAGGCAGAAAAGACGAGUUAGGGAGGAGGGCCUGGAGGCGGCAAAAGAGGCGAGAGCAGAGGCGGCUCGGCCUCUGCUCUCGCGGGACUUCUGUGAGGAGACACGGGCGACUGCGCAGGCGGGAGAGAACGAAGGCGAGAGGGGUGUUAGCUUUCGUUUGCUUUCGAUUUUUUCCAGAUUGCAUGCAGUGACUGUGAAAGCCUCGCCGUGAGUCGCAGGGCUGCUGUCCAGUGUUUGUUUGGAAAGCCCAGAAAAGGGGCAACAGACCAGCGAAACAGGCCGUCAAUGGAUCGAGAAACAAUCUUCACUUUGUGAAUAUAGAGUAUAUAUGUAUAUGAAAAACAGUGCAUAUAUGGAAAGGCAGACGUUGCCAAAAGAGGAGAAAGGAACUCUCGCAGUAGUGUGCAUACCGAGAAAGGAUGACACGAUGAGAAAUUGCGCUUGAGAUACGGCAUCUGGAUGCGCAUAGGUUUCAGGCACCACGAUCAUCUGGGUCCUUUGUCUUCACUUAUCGUGAGUGCACAAAUAUAUAGAGAGGGAGAAAGACGGUGUAUAUGGGUAAACAGGAAGUUUUGCACGUUGUGCUGGUAUUGUGAGAUGAGAGUUGUAGCUUCGAAUACAGGCGACACUCCCAACUCAAGAAGGGCUCACGUCACUCUGCGUCGAACGAAAAAGGAGUUUGUUCAAAGUCAGAAACUGCAGCUACUUUGGCCGCAAGAAGAAAAUUCCCA
This is a messenger RNA of Toxoplasma gondii ME49, 2045 nucleotides long. It is a transcript of the gene RPP0, whose product is annotated as ribosomal protein RPP0. The transcript is spliced from 3 exons. Gene Ontology annotation, cellular component: cytosolic large ribosomal subunit. The record is from RefSeq and is a predicted model, not a curated record. Bases 244 to 1188 code for a protein of 314 amino acids. Gene Ontology annotation, molecular function: structural constituent of ribosome; large ribosomal subunit rRNA binding. Gene Ontology annotation, biological process: ribosomal large subunit assembly; cytoplasmic translation; ribosome biogenesis. NCBI's taxonomy places the organism in Eukaryota, Apicomplexa, Conoidasida, Eucoccidiorida, Sarcocystidae.